GUUCUCAGAAGGUUGUGCUUAAAUCAUUAAAUAAUUCAAAUGAAAAUAUGGAAAAAUUUUUUGAAGAGGCAAAAAGAUUUAUUCAAAUUAGAUCUGGUGAUAUUGUUAAUGCGUAUGGAAUAACCAAAAUUAAAACUUCUGAAAACGAUAAUUUUGCUAUAGUUAUGAAUUAUUUUGCGGAUGGAAAUUUAAGAGAUUAUAUAAAGAAAAAUCAUUCAACACUAACUUUACAGGAUAGAGUAUUCGCCAUUUGGCAACUAAAUAAAUCUUCUGACAUAAAUGGUGUUAGAUCGAAAAAUUCAGAAUCACAUACAUCAGCCUCUAAUAUGAGUAUUAAAGAUGCAGCUGUUAGAAUUGAACCUUUUCUUCAAGACACUAUUCUCUUAGCUUAA
Messenger RNA from Dentiscutata erythropus, 392 nucleotides. The record is from the annotation of a GenBank genome assembly. NCBI's taxonomy places the organism in Eukaryota, Fungi, Glomeromycota, Glomeromycetes, Diversisporales, Gigasporaceae.